This is a messenger RNA of Scylla paramamosain (green mud crab), 1795 nucleotides long. Its product is annotated as ribitol 5-phosphate transferase FKRP-like. The record is from RefSeq and is a predicted model, not a curated record. The coding region runs from base 141 to 1667 and encodes 508 amino acids. Gene Ontology annotation, biological process: protein O-linked glycosylation via mannose. Gene Ontology annotation, cellular component: Golgi apparatus. NCBI's taxonomy places the organism in Eukaryota, Metazoa, Arthropoda, Malacostraca, Decapoda, Portunidae. The transcript has a single exon.
UGGCUGUGGUGGAGUGAGGCAUAGUGACAUGUGUCAGUGAGUGCAGUGUUGGGGACGUGUGUGGUGCAGACUGACACACUCCUGGCAGGCAAGUGUCUCAGUGAGGUAAGGCAAGGAAGUGGUGGUGGUGGAGAGGCAGCAUGGUGGGGGUGAGGAAGUUGAGGCUGGUGGUGGUGAUGGUGGUGAUGGUGUUAGUGGUGCGGUGGAUAGGGGUGGACCGGCCCUUCCCCUCGGUAGGUGUUGGUGGUGGUGGCAGCAGCAGUGGGGGGCAGGGCAGCACAGUGGGGGGCCAGAACCCAUUGGCCAGCCUGGCCAUCAUUUUGCGGGAGUUUGAGAAUUUUGACAACGACCUUGAGGACACGGCACGCUCUGUCGUGGCGGCUUGUGGCGGGCGGUGCCGUGUGCUGGUGGCCAGCGACGACUUGGUGUACCCACCACUGCGCCUGCCCCAGGGGGCCACUCCCCUGGUGCUGACCCCUGGCCUAAUGCGGCGGCGGCCCAGCCUGGCUGCCCACCUGGCCGGCACCCGCCAUGUGCUGCUGCUGCCUGACGGGGCACGGGUGUCCUCAGCAGCUCAGCUGCUGGACCUGCUGGGGUUGCUGGAGGCAGGGGACACACGAGUGGUAGCAGUUGGGGUGGGGGGUGCCACACUGGCUUGUCACCGCUACACGCUGGACCUGCCGGCCUGGACGCUCUCUGUGGCUCCUGCACCGGGCAGUGAGGCCUGCGAUGCUGUGUCAGGCCGUGCCGCACUGCUACUCACCACUGACAGCCUGCUGGAACUAAGCCUGCCCCUGGCACGCCCCCUGCCUCUGGGCCUGGGCGUGCAGGGCACAGCGCGUGGCUGGAAGGUGCGGGUGGGGCGUGGGGGGCUGCUGGGGGAGGGCCGGCAGUUGCUGGCCUCAGAACACCUGCGGUGGAAGGCCACAGCAGCCGAGGAGGAGCGGCGUGUGGCGCUGUUUGCUGCAGUGGGCCUCAAGAAGGUGGUGGGGCCAGGCGGAGACGUGCGCUGGUAUGGCUGCACCCGCACCUCACAGCGCUGCUUCCCCACUGUGGUGCAAGACACACCUGACUACUUGCUGCGUGGCCGCUGGACACCGCCGUGCUGCCUGGAGGGGCUGCGGGCCACAGCACGACAUGUAUUCCAGACACUGCGGGGCUGCCGUGUGCGGUGGUGGCUGGAGGGUGGGUCGCUGCUGGGAGCAGUGCGGGGUGGUGACCUGCUGCCGUGGGACUACGACGUGGAUGUGGGUGUGUAUGCCGCUGACGCUGAGCGCUGUCCGCCGCUGCGUGCCGCCCGCUGGCAAACGCUGGAGGAUGCAGACGGCUUCGUGUGGCAGCGCGCAGCGGAGGGCGGCUUCUACCGUGUCCACUACAGCACCGCGAACCACCUGCACGUGGACGUGUUCCCCUUCACGCCCCGCAGCGGCACUAUGACCCGGGGUGGUGCCUGGGCAACUGGCCACCGCCAGGACAUGGACUUCCCAGAGCACUUCCUGCGCCCCAUCGCCUCAGUCACCUUCGCCGGCGUGAUGGCUGCCGCGCCCAACAAUGUGAGGGAUUUCCUUGAGCUCAAGUUUGGCCCAGGGGUGAUUGAGACACCCCAGUACCCCAACCCAGAGGUGCCCCUGCCAGGCAACAUGUCUGCCCUCCUCCACAGGCUAUGAGGGGCAUGGGCCACAGGUGUGUGUGUGUGUGUGUGUGUGUGUGUGUGUGUGUGUGAGAGAGAGAGAGAGAGAGAGAGAGAGAGAGAGAGAGAGAGAGAGAGAGAGAGAGAGAGAGAGAGAGAGAGAGA